GCCCGCCCAUGGAGCGCGCUGCGCCCCCGCGCCCGGCCCCGCUGCCGCUGCUGCUGCUCGCCGGCCUCGCGCUGCUGGCGGCCCCAGCGGGCGCCGAUGUCUCCAUGGAGGCCUGCUGUGCAGAUGGACAUCGCAUGGCCACUCAGCACAGGGCCUGCUCGCUGCCGUACGCCUCGGAGUCCAAGGAAUGCAGGAUGGUCCAGGAGCAGUGCUGCCACAACCAGCUGGAGGAGCUGCACUGUGCCACGGGCAUCAACCUGGCCAACGAGCAGGACAGCUGCGCCGCGCCGCACGGCAACGCCAGCCUCGAGGCCGUGUUCGUGAAGAGAUGCUGCCACUGCUGCCUGCUGGGGCGGGCGGCCCAGGCGCAGGGCCAGAGCUGCGAGUACACCCUCCUGGUCGGCUACCAGUGUGGCCUGGUCUUCCGGGCCUGCUGCGUCAAGGAGACCCCAGACUUCGCCCCCGCGGACAAUGGGGACCUCCAGGAAACAGCUAAGAUGUCGGAGAUGGAGGAGGAGCAGGAGGACCCGUACCUGAAUGACCGCUGCCGAGGCGGCGGGCCCUGUAAGCAGCAGUGCAGGGACACGGGCGAGGAGGUGGUCUGCUCCUGCUUCGUGGGCUACCAGCUGCUGCCUGACGGCGUCUCCUGUGAAGAUGUCAAUGAAUGCAUCACGGGCACCCACAGUUGCCGGCUUGGCGAGUCCUGCAUCAAUACUGUGGGCUCUUUCCGCUGCCAGAGAGACAGCAGUUGUGGGACUGGCUAUGAGCUCACAGAGAACAAUGACUGCAAAGAUAUUGACGAGUGUGAGAGUGGUAUUCAUAACUGCCUCCCCGAUUUUAUCUGUCAGAAUACUCUGGGAUCCUUCCGCUGCAGACCCAAGCUACAAUGCAAGAGCGGCUUUAUACAAGAUGCUCUAGGCAACUGUAUUGAUAUCAAUGAGUGUUUGACAGUCAGUGCCACGUGCCCUGCCGGGCACACGUGCAUCAACACGGAGGGCUCCUACACGUGCCAGAAGAACGUGCCCAACUGCGGCCGUGGCUACCAUCUCAACGAGGAGGGCACCCGCUGCGUGGAUGUGGACGAGUGUGCACCACCCUCCGAGCCCUGUGGCCCGGGGCACCUGUGUGUGAACUCCCCCGGAAGCUUCCGCUGCGAGUGCAAAUCUGGCUACUAUUUCGACGGCAUCAGCAGGACAUGUGUGGACAUCAACGAGUGCCGGCGCUACCCCGGGCGCCUGUGCGGCCACAAGUGCGAGAACACGCUGGGCUCCUACCACUGCAGCUGCUCCGUGGGCUUCCGGCUCGCGGCCGACGGCCGGUCCUGCGAAGACGUGAAUGAGUGUCACAGCAGCCCCUGCAGCCAGGAGUGUGCCAACGUCUACGGCUCCUACCAGUGCUACUGCCGCCGGGGCUACCAGCUCAGCGACGUGGACGGGGUCACCUGCGAAGACAUCGACGAGUGUGCCCUGCCCACCGGGGGCCACAUCUGCUCCUACCGCUGCAUCAACUUCCCCGGAAGCUUCCAGUGCAGCUGCCCCUCGUCCGGAUACAGGCUGGCCCCCAACGGACGCAACUGCCAAGACAUCGACGAGUGUGUGACCGGCAUACACAACUGCUCCAUCAACGAGACCUGCUUCAACAUCCAGGGCAGUUUCCGCUGCCUGGCCUUCGAGUGCCCGGAGAAUUACCGCCGCUCCGCAGACACGCUCCAGCAGGAGAAGACGGACACCGUCCGCUGCAUCAAGUCCUGCCGCCCCAACGACAUCACCUGCAUGCUGGACUUGGUGCACACCAUCUCCCACACCGUCGUCUCUCUGCCCACUUUCCGAGAGUUCGCCCACCCGGAAGAGAUCAUCUUUCUCCGGGCCAUCACGCCAGCGCAUCCCUCCAACCAUGCCGACAUCAUCUUCGACAUCACAGAGGGGAACCUGCGGGACUCCUUCGAUAUCAUCAAGCGCUACAUGGACGGCAUGACUGUGGGUGUUGUGCGCCAAGUGCGGCCCAUCGUAGGCCCCUCUCAUGCUGUUCUGAAGCUGGAGAUGAACUACGUGGUCAGGGGUGUGGUGUCCCACCGAAAUAUCGUCAACGUCCACAUCUUUGUCUCUGAGUACUGGUUCUGAGGGCUGGUCCAUGGUAUAGCCAAGUCUGCACCUCCAGGCCAAGUCAUUGCUGCCAACGACUAUGCCCUGUCCCUGUCUGUACAACCCAGAUAUUUUUUGAUCUUAUGUAUUUGUUUGUAGAGUUAGGCUGACAUGUAUUAAGCUGGGCCAGAUGAAUAAGUCCAUCUGAUAUAUUUUGGUGUUGAAAUAAUGAGUCCAAUUACUCAACUGUUUGGUUGAAAACCUUGUUUAUUUUUUUAUGCAAAUGUUGUAUUUUGCUGCCUUUACGCUGCCUGUGGGAUGGGCAUCAUGAAGAACCAAGGAAAGAAGACAUUUUUCAGGGGGCAACUACUCAUAAUGCCAAGAAAAGACCAGUUUUGGCCCUGCUUGUAUGAAAUUUGACAUUUGGUAUUUUUUUUUUGCCAGUCAGAUUUGUAUGCCUAGUUCUAAAGACACAGCUGCUGUAGCCUAGCAGUAUGGUAGGCUCUGCCCAGACCGGCAUGACACAGUGCCUCCAGGAACAGCUGGAAGGCGCGUGGCCGUUUCGUUGUAACGGAAAGCCCCCGUUGGUAAAGACACGGCCCGUUCGGUUUGUGUGUGGCCCCAGUAUGUUGACCGGGGGGUGGUGGGGUUUUCUCUGCUCCCUUGUGUCCAUCUUCUCUUAUCAUAGGUGGGAAAAUAAACAGCUCUGUGAUUCUGA
Molecule: messenger RNA, 2799 nt
Organism: Molossus molossus (Pallas's mastiff bat)
Lineage: Eukaryota; Metazoa; Chordata; Mammalia; Chiroptera; Molossidae
Gene: FBLN1
Product: fibulin 1
Exons: 17
Coding region: 9-2120 (703 amino acids)
Biological process (GO): extracellular matrix organization
Cellular component (GO): extracellular region
Molecular function (GO): calcium ion binding; peptidase activator activity
Source: RefSeq, a predicted model, not a curated record